AUGCAAGCCUAGCCAAACACGAUUUUCGCAAACCAGGCUAAACUAAGCUCACCAACCAAACAUGAGGGCCCAGCACUGUUGCAGCCAGAUCAAAGCUGGCCAUGGCUAAUUCUUAGCCAGGUUUGAACUAAGCCGAGCAACCAAUUACAACAUCACUGGCAGUAGCAGUUCAGAGGCAGCAUUUGUAAAAUCACCGAGCUCUCUGUCCAGUGCAGUGCGGUGCAGGAGGCAAGCGCCAACCGAUGCCACUCCACCAACCGCGGCGCGUGAUUCGGUCAGGAGAUGGGAAUCAGUUGGCAUCGUCUGCUCAUCUCAUCUGCUCCGCCCCGCCCGCCGAUGGGCAUCCCGUUCCUAUCCAUCUGCUCAUCAGGAAAGGAUAGAUAGAUAGAAAGAUCGAUCGGCUCAUCGGCAGAUGCUGUCCAUGGUGCGGCGGCCGCUCUCCGCCGCCGUGCCCGCCGGCAACCUCCUUGGCAUCCAUCUCUUCCAGUGCCCCGACACCGUGGGCAUCGUCGCCAAGCUGUCCGAGUGCAUCGCCUCCCACGGCGGCAACAUCCACAGCGUCGACGUCUUCGUCCCCGACGACAAGCGCGUCUUCUACUCCCGCAGUGAAUUCACGUACAACCCAAGGCUCUGGCCACGUGACGAGCUGCACAAGGAUUUCCUCAACCUUUCACACUGCUUCAGUGCGCAGAGAUCGACCGUACGAGUGCCUGAUCUUGACCCCAAAUACAAGAUCUCAGUCCUCGCUUCAAAGCAGGACCAUUGUUUGUUUGAUUUAUUGUAUAGAUGGCAAGAAGGCAGGCUUCCAGUUGACAUUAAUUGUGUCAUAAGCAAUCAUGAUAGGCCAGAAGAUAAUCAUGUCCGAAGAUUUCUUGAGAGACAUGGAAUUCCAUAUCACUACUUACCGACCACAUCUGGGAACAAACGAGAGCAAGAGAUACUAGAAUUGAUUGAAGGCACAGAUUUUGUUGUGCUGGCAAGAUACAUGCAGAUAUUGUCAGAAAGAUUUUUAAAAUCAUAUGGUAAAGAUAUUAUUAACAUUCAUCAUGGACUUCUUCCCUCAUUUAAGGGAGGGCAUCCUUCCAGACAGGCCUUCAAUGCUGGGGUAAAGUUGAUUGGUGCAACUAGCCAUUUUGUCACUACCGAACUUGAUGCUGGGCCAAUCAUUGAGCAGAUGGUUGAGCGAGUUUCUCACAGAGACACGCUACGGAGUUUUGUUGUGAAGUCUGAGAACCUUGAGAAGCAGUGCCUAGCAGAGGCUAUUAAGUCAUACUGCGAGCUCCGUGUCUUACCAUAUGAACUGAAGAAGACUGUUGUAUUCUGAGCUAAUUUUUCUUACAUAUUGGUGUGGUGUGUAUUAUUUUUCACAAAACAAGCAAUAAAUGAUUAAUUUUCCUAUAUUUCCACAAUCGCUCUCUAGCAUUUUGUGAUUAUACAUGUCUUACUCUGGUUUGAUAUGAUGAGCAUACUUGAGCAGUAGCAACGAAUUAUUCAUUGGACACUAGUUCCCAGUAAGCAUAUAUAAAAGCACAUGAGAAGAAAACAGUUUAAAGAUACUGCAUACACUGUGAUUAGGCAAUGCAACAGCCUCUCUCCUGCAUUUGCUCGAAGGUUGCAAGGAAUGAAGGAAUCACAAAGUUGAUAUCAAGGUAACCUGCAAAAAAAAAAAAGAAGAGAAAGAUAUCAAGGUACCCUACAGCUGAACACUGUUUCGGCACCCUCAUUAAGGCACUUGCGGAAGAUCUUGCCGAGGAUGAUGGAUAGCAGGCAGUCUGCCGCAGUCCCUCCUGGUCCUGGAUGAGCUGUUUGUUUUGAUGAUCAUGGGGCCCAGCUGACAAGUGAUGCUGACACUGCAUGAUAAUUCUGAAACCGUAUUCAGCUGAAAAAGUUAUUGAAGCUAGGUUCUCCAUAGCUAUUUUUGCUGAUGUGUAGAAAGAGCGGACUCUGCUGUAUGAAGAGUUAGCCUCAACCAUUCUGGACGAGUUGUUUGUUUCGAUGACUGUGUCUGGACAUAAAGUAACGCCCUGUAUUAGAAGAGCGGAGACUCAUUCUCACUCGUACCACCAGUUAGAUGUGCUGGUUCAUGCUCGCUGAACUGGAUGCCUGACGAGCAUUCUUCAGUUCCUGUUA
Molecule: messenger RNA, 2130 nt
Organism: Panicum hallii
Lineage: Eukaryota; Viridiplantae; Streptophyta; Magnoliopsida; Poales; Poaceae
Product: formyltetrahydrofolate deformylase 2, mitochondrial-like
Exons: 9
Coding region: 413-1324 (303 amino acids)
Biological process (GO): 'de novo' IMP biosynthetic process
Molecular function (GO): formyltetrahydrofolate deformylase activity
Source: RefSeq, a predicted model, not a curated record